This is a messenger RNA of Acipenser ruthenus (sterlet), 4997 nucleotides long. Its product is annotated as filamin-A-interacting protein 1-like. The transcript is spliced from 6 exons. The record is from RefSeq and is a predicted model, not a curated record. NCBI's taxonomy places the organism in Eukaryota, Metazoa, Chordata, Actinopteri, Acipenseriformes, Acipenseridae. Bases 842 to 4489 code for a protein of 1215 amino acids.
AUUCUUGCAUUUCACUCCUUCAUGGCAACAUGCAAUCUGGCUUUCCAGAGGUGCUGUAUUAUUGUAUAUUGUCUCUGAGCAGAAACUUAUAUAUGUGUUUUAAAAUUAAAUCUUAUUGAAUGUCAAAAUGUUUGUUUACGCAGUGCUGCGUUUGAGUUCAUAGCAGCACCGAAGUGUAUUUCGAUUGAAUUCACACUCUACUGGAGAAAAGACAGCUAUUGGUUUUGGCUUCUGCAAAAUAGUGAUUUGUUAGCUUUACCUAUCAAAUACAGACACUGGAUCUGUAAUAGCAUUUGACAUACCCCCUUGCAAACUGCCAACGCUACCAGUAGAGGGCACUGCUGAGAGAGAUCAUUGCUGCAUGCAUGCAAAACUAACCUCCUUUCUAGGCCUUUCAGUAGUUUUAUAAACCUCUCUGGAAAAACAAACUGACAAUAGAGUUUGAUGCAUUGAUGAACAAAGUUAUUAUUUCUAGGCAGGGUGUCCCAGUACUCUGCCACAAUUUGAUGGAUGUAGUAAUUGAUUAUUAUUAAUUUUAUAAUAUGUUAUUUCUUGCUGCCUUUUCAUGCCAGGAUCCCCUUGUAAAAGAAAUGUAUAUCUCAAGGGUUCUAUCUUGGUUAAAUAAAACUAUUUGAAUACAAAUUUGAAUAAACUGGUUUUACUGUUAUUAUUCAGUAUAGAGGAAAUAUUGCACAGAUAUAUGACAGAAGGCAGUGUGGUCUCCUAGCCUGUAUACUGUGCAACAUUACCAAGUCACCUCAUCGGACCUUCUUUCCCAAGUCCCAGACAACUAUCUGGUGCAAGCCUGACAUCUCUCGGGAAGACCCUCUGACAUGUAGGGAUGAGGUCCCAGAGCAAUGGUGUGGAAAGUCCACCCAAUGGGCAAAUUUGCAUCUCCCAGCCAAAUAACAGGAAUUUGGAGGAUGAAGGAAGUUCCCAGGGCUCCAAGAAGAACAACAAAUCUCGACGGCAGAAAGAGGGAGAGGUCAUGGUUUCAGGCACUGUGAAAAGACAGCUGAAGACCUUGGAGACCAGCGACCAAAACAACAAGUUGCUUGAGCUUUCCAAAGAGGAUCUUCUCCAUCUCCUCAGCAUAAUGGAAGGAGAAGUACAGGCACGAGAGGAUAUCAUUCACAUGCUGAAGACAGAGAGGACCAAGCCUGAGGUGCUGGAAGCUCAGUAUGGCUCCUCAGUCCCAGACAAGGCUCUGCGUGCGUUACACAGGGACGCUGUCCUCACCAAAGCAACAUCUAUAGGAGACGAUGUGUAUGAGCCACCCAUGGCAGAGCUGGACAGGCUGGAGGAUAAACACAGGGAGACGUACCGCCGCAUGCUGGAGCAGCUCCUGCUGGCAGAGAAGUGUCACCGGCGCACCGUGAACGAACUGGAGAAUGAGAAGCAGAAGCACAAUGACUACAUGAACAAGAGCGACGACUUCACCAACCUCCUGGAGCAGGAGCGAGAGAGAUUAAAACGGCUUUUAGAACAAGAAAAAGCCUACCAGACGCGCAAAGAAAAGGAGCACAACAAGAGACUCAAUAAAGUGAGAGAGGAGCUGGUGAAGCUCAAGUCCUUUGCACUGAUGCUGGUGGACGAAAGGCAGAUCCAUAUCGAGCAGAUCGAUCAACAAACACAGAAGGUGCAGGACCUGAGUCAGAAGCUACAGGAAAAAGAACAAAAACUGAAAGCUGUCAACAGUAAAACAAAAGAGGACUGCCAGAAGAUCCUGAAGCUUGAAACCGACCUGGAGCACAAGUCCACAAAGUUUGUGCAGGAGCAUGAGGAGAUGGCGGCCAAGCUAGCCAAUCAGGAGUCUCAGAACCGUCACCUGAGGCUGAAGCUGGCCGGACUGACACACAGGAUCGAGGAGAUGGAGGAAACGAACAAGGUUCUUCAGAAGGCAGAGGAAGAGCUACAGAAACUGAGAAACAAGAUAAGCACAGGAGGAAGUGGGAACUCAAGCCUCAUGGCAGAGGUGGAGAACCUCCGCAAGAGAGUGCUGGAGAUGGAGGGGAAAGAUGAAGAGAUAACAAAGACAGAAUCCCAGUGCAGGGAGCUGAAGAAAAAACUGCAAGAGGAAGAGAAUCACAGCAAAGAGUUAAAGCAUGAAGUGGAAAAACUGCAGAAGAGGAUGGUGGAACUUGAAAAAUUAGAAGGGGCCUUCAGUGUUAGCAAAUCUGAAUGCACACAGCUACACGCUAGCUUGGAGAAAGAGAAGAGCCUGAGCAAAGAUUUGAUCAAUGAGUUAGAAGUCGUGAAAGCUCAGGUGAAAGGUCUCGAGGCUUUAGAGUUGAAACUGGAAAAAACAGAAUUAAGCUUGAAGGAUGACCUUACAAAGCUAAAGUCUUUUACAGUCAUGUUGGUGGAUGAAAGAAAAAAUAUGUCAGACAAGGUUAAACAGGAGGAAAGGAAGACCGAUGGUUUAAACCAAAUGGUUAAGACUGAACAAAGCAAGGUUAUGGAAGUGACUGAGAAGCUUAUAGAGGAAAGCAAAAGGCUACUGAAAUUAAAAUCUGAGAUGGAAGGAAAGAUGUCUGGCCUUGCAAAAGAGAAAGAGGAGCUACAGAUCAAGCUUAGGAGUGAGGAAGAGAAGUCAAACAACUUGAACUAUAAGGUUGGCCUCAUGAAAAAGAGACUUGAUGCUCUUGAAGAAGCUGAACGGGAGGCAGCUAGAAGCAGGGCUAAGAAAGAGUUUGGUAGGCAUACCGAAGCAACUGGACAAGAAGACAACAAGGUUACAGAGCUAACACUUGAAAUUGAAAGACUGAAAAACCGUCUACAACAGUUGGAGGUGGUGGAAGGUGACCUGAUGAAAACAGAGGAUGAAUAUGACUUGUUGGAGAAAAAGUUUAGAACUGAACACGACAAGGCUAACCUUCUUUCUCAACAGCUGGAAGAAAUGAAGAGUCAAAUUGCCAGGAACAAAGCAAUAGAAAAGGGAGAAGCAUUGAGCCAAGAAGCAGAGUUACGCCAACGGUACAAGAUGGAGGAGGCAAAAACCAGAGAUCUUCAGGCAGAUGUUCAGGCCCUGAAGGAAAAGAUUCAUGAGCUGAUGAACAAAGAAGAUCAGCUUUCUCAGCUACAGGUUGAUUAUUCUGUCCUACAGCAGAGGUUUAUAGAAGAAGAAAACAAAAAGAAAAAAAUGAGUAUGGAGGUUCUGAACUUGACCAAUGAGCUGGAGAUUACAAAACGCUACAGUCGCGCUCUCAGACCUAGCAUGAAUGGCAGGAGGAUGGUAGACGUUCCAGUGACAUCUACUGGAGUGCAGACAGAUUCAGUAGCUAGUGAAACAGCUGAGGAGGACACACCUGCUGUAUUCAUAAGAAAAUCAGUUCAGGAAGAGAACCACAUUAUGAGCAACCUGCGCCAAAAGGGCCUGAAGAAGCCGAUGGAACGGCCAGCUGUGCUUGACCGCUACCCUCCUGCAACCAGUGAGCUUAGCAUGAGAAAGUCAUGGAUUCCCUGGAUGAAGAAAAAAGAACAUGGUCCUCAGUCUGUCCCAGAAAAAGCAAUGCAAACUGAUGGGAACUCGGCACGGGCUGAAGUGGUGGUUUCACAAAAACAAGGCCAGCCCUUACAUAUCCGUGUCACACCCAACCAUGAACACAGCACAGCAACGUUGGAGAUAAGCAGUCCACCUUCAGAGGACUUCUUUUCAAGUACCACUAUAAUUCCUACUCUAGGUCUUCAGAAACCACGGAUCACAGUCAUUCCAACUCCCAGUGCAGGUUCACCGAAGAGCAAAGCAGGGGAAACCCUUUGGUCUGCAGAGCGUGCUAUGUCUCCUGUUACAAUCACCACUACAUCAAAGGGGAAGUCCCCAGAAACAGGCAAAACACCUUUUACAGAUAGACCCGUAUCUCCUAUCCAAAUGAUGACAGUGUGUACACCAGCACUGGCCGAUGUUUCAGUGUCCCCAGAACCUCAGGGGAUGACUAUGGGACGUGCUGUUUUCAAGGUAACCCCAGAAAAACAGACCGUGCCCACGCCGAUCAGAAAGUACAACUCCAAUGCCAAUAUUAUAACGACAGAGGACAACAAAAUUCACAUUCACUUGGGGCCCCAGUUAAAAAGACCUUCCACUCCUUCCUCACAGAACCCUAAUCCCACAAUCCUUGUUCGGCCAGUUACCGUGACAACUGAAAACAAGGAAGUUAUGACAGGUACUGUCUUACGUUCUCCUUGUCAUAACACAGCCGCCAAGACUGGCACCAGUAAAGUGACAAGCAGCAUCACUAUAACAGCUGUAAGCACUGCCUCUACCAGACCUACGCAGUCAGUGCCAGGGCAGGAAGGGCCACCAGCUCGCCCUGCACCCACACGCAUCCCGAUGACAAAAGGUAUGAAAGCAGGGAAACCAAUUUUAGGAGCCAUGGGAGCAGCAAAUAUCGCAAAAUUAGAGCCCCGGUCCGAUAGCCAGUCAAUGAAAAUUGAAGUGAAGAAGUCUGUAGUCAGCAGCUCUAACCCUCUGGCUGGAGGAAAAGGCUGAGGACAGGAGCCUGUGGAGGGUCUACUGCGACCAUGGAAACCCCCUCUGUCACUGUGUGUACAGUGUACACAUACUAGCUAUGUGGAGCAAUCCACUAUUUAUGUAUAUUUUUUUAUUUUAUUUGAAAAUGAGUAACAACACACUUAUACUGCUACAAAAGAGAUAUGUUUAUCAAGUUGUGCCUCUGUCUCCACCCAAAUCCUUACAUACAAAUAUUAUUGUAAAGUUUUAUAAUAAAUAUACAUAUUAGUUUUUAUAGAUGUGUUUUAAUGUUAGUUUUUAUUAUUUUUUAGCAUGUUUGUAUGACUUAAUGUUUGCUUAUUCUACCAAAAUCCAACCUUUUCAGUGUAUGCAUUUGAUUUACUAUGCAGCUAAUUCCGUGUGUGCAUCAGUGAUCAUUGCACACUGUGGAGUUUACUGUGGUAGCUAUCCAGUCUUACAAAGGCCUGAUCUUCAGUUUGUAUUUUAGAUUUAGCUCUUAAUAAAGUGAUAUAUUUAAGCAGUUAAA